Molecule: messenger RNA, 1273 nt
Organism: Coccidioides immitis RS
Lineage: Eukaryota; Fungi; Ascomycota; Eurotiomycetes; Onygenales; Onygenaceae
Product: histone acetyltransferase GCN5
Exons: 7
Coding region: 53-1273 (406 amino acids)
Biological process (GO): positive regulation of transcription by RNA polymerase II; chromatin remodeling
Cellular component (GO): histone acetyltransferase complex
Molecular function (GO): histone H3 acetyltransferase activity; protein binding
Source: RefSeq, a predicted model, not a curated record
CGCGACUUGCGCCCUCCCGCUUCUGGAAAGUUUGUAUGCAUGGUUAUGCGCCAUGGCGCCGAUUACGGCUGACCGUAGCAAGCGCAAGGCGACCGACGAGCCGAGCACGCCAGAUUCGAAGCAAAAGGUCAAAAAGGCCCGGACUGAGUCCCCAGGCUCUGAGAUUAAGGAUGACUCCGCCAGCAAGCCCACGCUCAAGAUCGUCCCAUUCGCCGAGAAGCCGGCAGUGCUGGAAGAACGACGCGGUGAUAUAGAGUUCCGCGUGGUUAACAACGACGGGUCCAGAGAGAGCUUCAUCAUCCUCACAGGUCUCAAGUGUAUAUUCCAGAAGCAGUUGCCGAAGAUGCCGAAAGACUAUAUUGCGCGACUGGUAUACGAUAGGACCCAUUUAUCCAUGGCUAUUGUUAAACACCCAUUGGAGGUAGUUGGAGGGAUUACAUAUCGGCCCUUCAAAGGGCGAAGGUUUGCAGAGAUUGUGUUUUGCGCCAUAUCUUCCGACCAACAAGUCAAAGGUUAUGGUGCUCACUUAAUGUCUCACCUGAAGGACUACGUGAAAGCUACUUCUGAGGUGAUGCAUUUCCUAACAUACGCCGAUAAUUAUGCCAUCGGAUACUUCAAGAAGCAAGGUUUCACAAAAGAGAUCAGCUUGGACAAGUCAAUUUGGAUGGGUUAUAUCAAGGAUUACGAAGGCGGCACCAUCAUGCAGUGCACCAUGAUCCCAAAAAUCCGGUAUCUCGAAUCUGGUCGCAUGCUUUUAAAGCAAAAGGAGGCUGUUCACGCCAAAAUCCGGGCCUUUAGCAAGUCCCAUAUUAUCCACGCUCCACCCAAGGAGUGGAGAAACGGGGUCUGCGAGAUUGACCCUCUCAGCAUUCCUGCCAUAAAAGAGUCUGGAUGGUCUCCUGAUAUGGAUGAGCUGGCCCGCCAGCCACGACAUGGCCCUAAUUACAAUCAACUUUUACAUCUACUCAACGAUAUGCAGAAUCACAGCGCAGCUUGGCCCUUCGCACAGCCGGUGAAUCGGGACGAAGUCCCCGACUACUAUGAAGUGAUCAAGGAGCCGAUGGAUCUGUCAACCAUGGAAGAGAAACAUGAAAAGGAUCUGUACCCUGCUCCACAAGAUUUCAUUAAGGACGCUAUGUUGAUUUUCGAUAACUGCCGGCGUUAUAAUAACGAGAAUACACCUUAUGCCAAGAGCGCGAACAAACUGGAAAAAUUUAUGUGGCAGCAGAUAAAAAAUAUCCCAGAGUGGUCGCAUCUGGCCGAGGGUCAUUGA